GGCAGACGGUGGUCCAACAUCGGGGGGGACGCUGUUCACUGCUGGAUGGAGUAAACACAACAAAAAGCAGGAGGGGAAGAGGAUCAGUGCGGCAAGCAGGAGGAAAAAGACGCUCCGGCUGAAUGCGGCUCGUCGGGUAAUAGAAUUGCCUUGUCAACUGCCCUGAACAAAGCUGCUGUUCCGCCAUGUUGGUCCAGCUUCUGAGCUUGUCCCUGACCUUUACACUGUGUUGCUGCACAUUCCCAAACCAUCCGUGGGGAGAUUGGAACGACUCGCAGCUUCAGCCCACGAUCCAGAAGCUGAUGAAGGGAUACAACAGAUAUCUCAGACCCAAUUUUAAUGAGGGUCCAGUGGAAAUUGGAAUGAGUCUUGAUAUAGCAAGUAUUGAUGCCAUCUCUGAGAUCAAUAUGGAUUACACUGCCACUAUCUUCCUACGUCAGCGGUGGAGGGACUCCAGACUGGUUUUUCCAGGGAACGAGAGUGUCAGCGUGGAUGGACGCCUGGUGUCGCUGCUGUGGAUUCCUGACACCUUCAUUCCCGACUCUAAACGUUCCUUUCUGCACGACGUCACAGUGGAAAACCGGCUGAUCCGCAUCUUCAGCAAUGGAACGGUUCUCUACGCUCUACGCAUCACGGCCACCAUCGCCUGCAACAUGGACCUGACCAAGUACCCGAUGGACCGGCAGGUGUGCACGCUGCAGCUGGAGAGCUGGGGCUACAAUCUGCAGGACGUGGUGUUUUACUGGACCAGAGGAAAUGACUCUGUGAGAGGACUGGACACGCUGCGUCUGGCUCAGUACAGCGUGGAGAGCUACUACACCUCAGUGACCCAGGCCGUGUAUGAGACCGGACGAUAUCCCAAGCUGGUGCUGCACUUCGCUCUGCGGAGGAACGUGCUCUUCUUCAUUUUGGAGACAUAUGUUCCCUCCAUUCUGCUGGUGGUUCUCUCAUGGGUGUCCUUCUGGAUCAGCCAGUCCUCUGUACCCGCCCGGACUUGCAUCGGAGUGACCACGGUCCUGACAAUGACCACCCUGAUGAUGGGCGCCCGCACCUCCCUGCCCAACGCCAACUGCUUCAUCAAGGCCAUCGACGUCUACCUUGGCAUCUGCUUCACCUUCAUAUUUGGCGCCUUGCUGGAGUACGCCUGCGCACACUUCUACACCAUGCAGCACCAAACCCUGGACCAGUUACAGCAGGAGCUACUGAGAGACUUCAAGGAAUCCAACGGAAAUGGCUCCAUCCCGGUGGUCACCUCCACCCAACCCAAGAAGCCCGUGGAGAUCGGCGCCAGCGAGCAGGAGCCUGCUGAAGAGCCCAAACCCAGCGAGCCCGCCAACCCCCCCGCCCCCGUGGAGAACACGCCGGUCCAGAGCUUCAGCCUGGCCUCGGUGAAGAGAGCGUCACGCCACGUGGCCAAGGUCUUCACCGUGGAGAACCCGCACAACAUCGACCGCCACGCUCGCACCGUCUUCCCCACCACCUUCUUCUUCGUCAACAUCCUCUACUGGCUUUAUUACCUCUGUCUCUAAACGCGUCUCCAGUGACCGCCAACAGCCUUCGGGCCUUUUGUUUACAGGUGAAUCUCCAACAUCCGUGGAAGAGCUUUGAACAACCAGAUGCCUGAACUGUCUCCAACUCAACUGUGCUGCCUUGAUAAAUGUACAAGCUUAUGUUGAAGACGUCUUACUUUCUAUCAGAUCA
Synchiropus splendidus (mandarinfish) is the source of this 1701-nucleotide messenger RNA. RefSeq names its product gamma-aminobutyric acid type A receptor subunit pi (gene gabrp). The record is from RefSeq and is a predicted model, not a curated record. Gene Ontology annotation, biological process: nervous system process; regulation of membrane potential; signal transduction. The transcript has 10 exons. Gene Ontology annotation, cellular component: membrane; GABA-A receptor complex; synapse. NCBI's taxonomy places the organism in Eukaryota, Metazoa, Chordata, Actinopteri, Syngnathiformes, Callionymidae. Gene Ontology annotation, molecular function: extracellular ligand-gated monoatomic ion channel activity; GABA-A receptor activity; neurotransmitter receptor activity. The coding region runs from base 186 to 1529 and encodes 447 amino acids.